AUGUCUCAGCAACUUUCUUACCGUUCAAUCAUGGGACUCUCAGAAUACAAAAAUUUCGAAUUCGAAGACAAUUGGAUAUUCUACACAGUCUGUGCAAUGAUCGCUACAAUCAUUAAAAUUGUUCCUUUCAUCAUUGUGACUUUUGGAUGUUUGGCGGCUCUUCCUCAUUUUUCUACCGACGCAUUUUGUAUGCAAAUGGCCGAGCCAAUGAUUUAUGGAUCGGUUUUAAUCAUUUCUCAAUUUCAUGCAAGCAAUGUGUCAAUGGUCUACUUCAAUUUGGUUGUUUAUCUUAUUGUGACAGUUACAAUUGCGUUUCUGAAUAUUCUAAUGGUGUGGAGAGUGCGAAAGAAGGGUUCCGGCGGAACUCUUACAACUCGUUCAGCUACGCAGAAUGCAAAAAUCGAAAAAACCCUGACUGGAACAAUGAUAAUUCUAUUAUUCCCAAUGAUUGCCAGCUUGCUGAUUUCGAUGGGUGAACUCCUUCGCAGUUCAUAUUUCGCAUAUAUUCUCCUUCUUCGCCCAUUCUUCUUGGACGCCCGUGUUCACAUCGUCACCUGUUAUUUUUAUUUGACUCAUCCGAUUUUUAGACAAAUUCCACAUGCAUCUUCCGUACCGGUUUUCAGUCGAGCAACACUUUAA
Molecule: messenger RNA, 639 nt
Organism: Caenorhabditis briggsae
Lineage: Eukaryota; Metazoa; Nematoda; Chromadorea; Rhabditida; Rhabditidae
Exons: 4
Coding region: 1-639 (212 amino acids)
Source: RefSeq, a predicted model, not a curated record